AUGAGUGUCCAAAGUAAACAGCUUUCUGCUUUCAAGGUCACUUCUAUUAAAAACCUCUUAACACUAACUAAGCUAAUACUGAACAGACCCUUUUAGUCGUUUGUUUGGUCCAAACAAUGGUUUGGUUGAAUUUUGGCCCAUCUCUAAAUUCAAUAAACUAUCGCAAAGUCAUUGUUGCAGGAGCGACGAUUUUGGCAAUACAUUUACAUAUUAGUCAUUUAGCAGACUCUUAUCCAGACCGACAUGCGUUUUCGUACAUUGACCCUUUGACCCUGGCAAAUGCCACCUCCCACACCUCCAUGCAUGAUGUUCUUUAUUUGCUUGCUCCACGUCAGAUCCAUGCUAGUAGCACAAAACGUCAGAGGUACACACUGUAAGUAGGUGGCUUCUAACCAAUGAUGUAGCACAUAUGUCAGAGGUACACACUAUUUGUAUUUUUUUAUUAGGGAUCCCCCACUCUUCCUGGGGUCCAAACAUAUUAAGGCACUUACAUUACAUGUAAAACAAAAGAUAAAACAGUACAUCAUUUAACAUUAUUAAACCACUACAUAUUUACAAUACAAAAUGUAUAAUACCACCAUACAACAAUAUUACAACGUACGUGCGUGUGCUAGCACUUGUGUGCGUAUGCGUGUCUACCUUUUGUGUGUGUCCCUGCUGUUCCAUAAGGUAUAUUUUGACCUGUUUUUUUAUUUUAUUUAAUUUUUUUUUCUGAUUCUACUGAUUUGGAAUAGAGUUCAAUGUAGUCAUGGCUCUAUGUACAGUGAGGGGAAAAAAGUAUUUGAUCCCCUGCUGAUUUUGUAAGUUUGCCCACUGACAAAGAAAUGAUCAGUCUAUAAUUUUAAUGGUAGGUUUAUUUGAACAGUGAGAGACAGAAUAACAACAACAAAAUCCAGAAAAACGCAUGUCAAAAAUGUUAUAAAUUGAUUUGCAUUUUAAUGAGGGAAAUAAGUAUUUGACCCCCUCUCAAUCAGAAAGAUUUCUGGCUCCCAGGUGUCUUUUAUACAGGUAACGAGCUGAGAUUAGGAGCACACUCUUAAAGGGAGUGCUCCUAAUUUCAGCUUGUUACCUGUAUAAAAGACACCUGUCCACAGAAGCAAUCAAUCAAUCAGAUUCCAAACUCUCCACCAUGGCCAAGACCAAAGAGCUCUCCAAGGAUGUCGGGGACAAGAUUGUAGACCUACACAAGGCUGGAAUGGGCUACAAGAUCAUCGCCAAGCAGCUUGGUGAGAAGGUGACAACAGUUGGUGCGAUUAUUCGCAAAUGGAAGAAACACAAAAUAACUGUCAAUCUCCCUCGGCCUGGGGAUCCAUGCAAGAUCUCACCUCGUGGAGUUGCAAUGAUCAUGAAAACGGUGAGGAAUCAGCCCAGAACUACACGGGAGGAUCUUGUCAAUCUCAAGGCAGCUGGGACCAUAGUCACCAAGAAAACAAUUGGUAACACACUACGCAGUGAAGGACUGAAAUCCUGCAGCGCCCGCAAGGUCCCCCUGCUCAAGAAAGCACAUAUACAUGCCCGUCUGAAGUUUGCCUCUGAACAUCUGAAUGAUUCAGAGGGGAACUGGGUGAAAGUGUUGUGGUCAGAUGAGACCAAAAUCGAGCUCUUUGGCAUCAACUCAACUCACUGUGUUUGGAGGAGGAGGAGGAAUGCUGCCUAUGACCCCAAGAACACCAUCCCCACCGUCAAACAAGGAGGUGGAAACAUUAUGCUUUGGGGGUGUUUUUCUGCUAAGGGGACAGGACAACUUCACCGCAUCAAAGGGACGAUGGACGGGGCCAUGUACCGUCAAAUCUUGGGUGAGAACCUCCUUCCCUCAGCCAGGGCAUUGAAAAUGGGUCGUGGAUGGGUAUUCCAGCAUGACAAUGACCCAAAACACACGGCCAAGGCAACAAAGGAGUGGCUCAAGAAGAAGCACAUUAAGGUCCUGGAGUGGCCUAGCCAGUCUCCAGACCUUAAUCCCAUAGAAAAUCUGUGGAGGGAGCUGAAGGUUUGAGUUGCCAAACGUCAGCCUCGAAAGCUUAAUGACUUGGCGAAGUUCUGCAAAGAGGAGUGGGACAAAAUCCCUCCUGAGAUGUGUGCAAACCUGGUGGCCAACUACAAGAAACGUCUGACCUCUGUGAUUGCCAACAAGGGUUUUGCCACCAAGUACUAAGUCAUGUUUAGCAGAGGGGUCAAAUACUUAUUUCCCUCAUUAAAAUGCAAGUCACUUUAUAACAUUUUUUACAUGCAUUUUCUGGAUUUUUUUGUUAUUCUGUCUCUCACUGUUCAAAUAAACCUACUAUUAAAAUUAUAGACUGAUCAUGUCUUUGUCAGUGGGCAAACGUACAAAAUCAGCAGUGGAUCAAAUACCUUUUCCCUCACUGUAGUACUGUGUGUCUCCCAUAGUCUGUUCUGGACUUGGGGAUUGUGAAGAGACCUCUGGUGACAUGUCUUGUGGGGUAUGCAUGGGUGUCCGAGCUGUGUGCUAGUAGUUUAAACAGACAGCUCGGUACAUUCAGCUUGUCAACACUUCUUACAAAAACAAGUAGUGAUGAAGUAGGUGGCUGUGAGUAGGUGGCUUCUGACCAAUGAUGUAUCAUUUGCUUCUAACAGAUUGGAUGAGUCUUUUUUCCUUUGGCCUUGUUUGCCUUUGAAUUAUCUCCACCACUUAGUCUGAAGGAAUGGUUCUCCUUGGCUACAAUGCAUGCCUAUCAAAAUGAAAGUUGUAGUCUGACACAUCAGGAAAAGUAGUAAUAGCAAGCUUUGUCCAAUGCUUGAAAGGAUCAGCAGCAAAGUCAAGUCAUUCGCAUACUGGCCAUUUUUCAUAGACAUCUGAGUAACCUAACUGCAGUAGUACUACAGUUCAACUAGCUUAAUCAUGUGUGGACAUCUCAAUGAAAUAAUAGACCUACUCUUGGCUUUCCAGAAAUGUAUCCAAUGCCAGGAGUUUUCCCUCACCAUCAUACUCAGUUUGCACUCCCUCCAUUUUUGUCCCCACACAAACUGUCCGUCAUUGUCCAUCGCGGGCUUUAUGUCCAGCCUCCAUUACUGCUGACCUUGCAGAUUCUUUUACAAAGUAAUGUAUCGCACACAAAAAAUAAAAUGAACCGCAACUAGAAAAGCCUGACAGAGCAAAGAGAAGAAAACAAUCACACCAUCAUUGCUGUAGCCCAGGAGCUUUCCCUCUUCUAGAACCAGCAUGGUUAGGCUAUUUGGUCAAUUGGACCUCUACCCACACCAUACUUCCUCCCUCACCCCCUUGUGUGGUGUGCACCAACUCACCCUUUUUGUUUUCUGUUCAUGUGAGGAUAUCCCUUCAAGUUCUCAAAAGUACCGCUUUCAAGUCCCCAAUAGAAAUAGUUGUUGAUAAACAGUAGGGUUUAUUAGAGUGUUGACGUUGCGCGUCAUGGUUUCUAUUUUAGAAUGGCCAGAGAGUAGCAGUCAAUCCCAGAGUGCGCCGGGUGACUGGUCACUGUGUGUUGGAGCGGAGUGUUCGUGAAUAGAUCGGCCAAGCUUUUCAGAAACUGCUGGCCUGGCUGUCAUGUGCAGUGAGAGGGGAAGUGUGAAUUCUGUGCUUGUGUGUGUGUGUGAGGCCGAGUGUAUACGUGCCUUAAUGUGUGUUUGAGCGAUUUGAGGGAGCGGUGAUGUGAGUGAAUAUACUGGGAGUCUCUCAUAGACUGCUAUAUUGCCUCCCAGCUCAGAACACAUGGGCCUAGAGACUAUUAGCGCUGGGCUAGGCGUAUAUGCCAAUUAGAAAACUCAUUGGGACAGAACUUUGUAGUGGCCGAAAAUGACUUUUUCUUUUCAAAGUAUCUGCGGGUCUACAAAGGUGGCUUUGGAGUCUUCUAGCCUAAGUGUCCAAAAUGUAGCCUAGCGUAGGGCUAACUGGAGGGCCAGUGGACUGAUUCUGGGGAGCACAAAGAAUUCUGGGGGAUGAAGGAAGUUUGGGUGACAGAUGGCGACAGGGGGGUCCAGGGAACAAGGCCUUGUGGGGAAAGGACACCUUCACUUCUCUCUGUUGGUAAGGCCUGAAACUGCUAGCCAUAUCCUUUUGGGGAGGCUAUGUUGCGCCAGAUUCUACUUUCGGUCUUGUUGUCUUUCCUCUUAAGUCCCUUGAAUCCACAUUCAACAUUUUGUUGUAACAGUACACUGACUCCACGAUUAGCUUUAGCCUGUUUUAUCGGUCUUCAACAUUCUGAUAGGCUACUCCUUCAUCUUUCGAAGUCCUAUUGUCAACAGUGGAUCGUCAGAAUAAAAAUAGAGAAGCCCAAUUGCCUCGGUUAAUGCUAGGACUCCCUGUUUUGUUUGUUUGUUAUUUGGGUUCGUGCCUAGUUCGAGAGUCUUCAAAGCUUAUAUGCAAAAGUUGAAAUGUCUUGUCAAUAAGCAUUCAACCCCUUUGUUACGGCAAGCCUAAAUAAGGUCAGGAGUAACAAUUUGCAAAUAACAGGUAACAUAAUAAGUUGCAUGGACUCACUCUGUGUGCAAUAAUAAUGUUUAAAAUGACUACCUUAUCUCUGUACCCAACACAUAAAAUUAUCUGUAAGGUGCCUCAGUCGAGCUGUGAAUUUCAAACACAGAUUCAACCACAAAGACCAGGGAGGUUUUCCAAUGCCUCACAAAGAAGGGCAUCUAUUGGUAGAUGGGUAAAAAAGACAAGAAAAAAAAAAAGACAUUGAAUAUCCCAUUUAGCAUGGUGACGUUAUUAAUUACACUUUGGAUGUUGUAUCAAUAGACCCAGUCACUACAAAGAUACAGGUGUCCUUCCUAGCUCAGUUGCCGGAGAGGAAGAAAACCACUCAGUGAUUUCACCAUGAGGCCAAUGAUGACUUUAAAACAGUUACAGGGUUUAAUGGCUGUGAUGGGAGAACUGAGGAUGGAUCAACAACAUUGUAGUUACUCCACAAUACUAACCUAAUUGACAGAGUGAAAAGAAGGAAGCCUGUACAGAAUAUAAAUAUUCCAAAACAAGCAUCCUGUUUGCAACAAUGCACUAAAGUAAUACUGCAAAAAAUGUGGCAAAGCAAUUCACUUUUUUUCCUGAAUACAAAGUGUUAUGUUUGGGGCAAAUCCAAUACAACACAUUACUGAGUACCACUCUCCAUAUUUUCAAGCAUAGUGGUGGCUGCAUCAUGUUAUGGGUAUGCUUGUAAUCGUUAAGGACUGUGGAAUUUUUCAGGAUAAAAAAUUAACUGAAUUGUGCUAAGCACUGGCAAAAUCCUAGAGGAAAACCUGGUUCAAUCUGCUUUCCACCAGACAAUGGGAGAUUCAUUCACUUUUCAGCAGGACAAUAACCUAAAACACAAAGCCAAAUCUACACUGGAGUUGCUUACCAGGAGAACAGUGAAUGUUCCUGAGUGGCCGAGUCACAGUUUUGACUUAAAUCUACUUGAAAAUCUAUGGCAAGACCUGAAAAAGGUUGUCUAGCAAUAAUCAACAACCAAUUUGACAGAGCUUGAAGAAUAAUGGGCAAAUGUUGCACAAUCCAGGUGUGUAAAGCUCUUCAGAGACUUACCCAGAAACACUCACAGCUGUAAUCGCUCCCAAAGGUGCUUCUACAAAGUAUUGACUCAGGGGUGUAAAUACUUACGUCAAUGACAUUUCUGUAUUUCAUUUGCAAUACAUUUACAAAAAUGUCUAAACAUGUUUUCACUUUGUCAUUAUGGGGUAUUGUGUGUGUAUAUGGGUGAGAAAUAAAUAUACAAUUUUAAUCUAUUUUGAAUGCAGGCUGUAACAACAAAAUGUGGAAUAAGUUAAGGGGUAUGAAUACUUUCUGAAGGCACUGUAAGUCUGAUACAUGUUGUCAGAAAGAAUUGAUGUAUUCCCAACAUUUCUAAUUAGGCCUAGGUAAGCUGUUUUACAGAGCAUUUCAGGCAAGGAGCCUACCAGGAGUACCAAAACAUCUCUCAAUAUUGAUUUGUUUCCUGUAGCCUAUCACACUGAUAUAACCUCAGACCUGUCUUAGUGACAAAACAGCAUAGAAAGAUAGUGAUCCAUCAUUUUUGAAACCCUAUAAAUAGGAACUCCAUAUAAGGUGUGUCAAUGCAUCAUCAUGAGUAGUUAAAGGAAAUUACAUCACCAGAUUAUUUUGUUGGGUAUGUAAUGAUGGACCUUGAUCUUCCUCAGAGCAGUGGAUCUUUUAACCUAUAAUAAUUCAUCAACACUCAUUAAUUCCAAGGGUCAAGAAAGCUUGUUUAAAACACUUACGCUAGGUUAUUGGCAUCUCAGUUUAGCGUGACAAUAUUUUAGAGUGGACAUGAUCCUGGGAAGGUAAAUGUAUGUUGUAUUCUGCCAACGAACUUGGAUAGCCUACUAGGCUAUAUUAUCCUAGUAUUCUAAAAAGUGUAUUGUUUUGUAUUCUAGCUCGAUUAUUGUGUUUGGUCCAUCUUGGUUUUGAUUUAACCAGGUAAGAAACACAUGGGAAGAAACAACAGGUGAAAGCAAUAUGGCAGAAGCCCACAGGGGAGUGUAGUUUAUAGGGAGGAAGAGAGAAGAGGAUAGCCUACCUUAUUAUUGAACGACAACAAAUUGUUUGCCUUUCAUGAAGUUUGAAAACAUGUUACAUCAUUUGCAGUAGGAGCCUGGACUAGGCCUUAUGUAUUCUCGAUUCAAUAACAUUGAUUGGUAGAGAAUUGUGAAACCGUUGGACAAGAAUUGCACCUUGACCCCCCCCCCCCCCCCCCCCCCCCCUCCCCUCCUGCUCUCUCUCUCUCUCUCUCUCUCUCCAGUCCCAGACCAUGAACUACGUGGGGCAGCUGGCAGAGUCUGUGUUUGUGACGGUGAAGGAGCUGUACCGGGGCCUGAACCCAGCCACGCUCACGGGGGGCAUCGAUGUCAUCGUGGUGCGGCAGCCCGACGGCAGCCUCCAGUGCUCCCCGUUCCACGUGCGCUUCGGCAAGCUUGGGGUGCUGCGCUCCAAAGAAAAAGUGGUGAGUAUGGAGAAAGACUGGAGUGUGUGUGGUGUAGCCUACACAUAAUGGGUGCAAGUACAGUGCCUUCAGAAAGUAUUCACACCCCUUGACUUUUUCCACAUUUUGUUGUGUUACAGCCUGAAUUUAAAAUUGAUUAAAUUGAGAUUUUUUGUCAGUGGCCUACACACAGUACCACAUCAUGUCAAAGUGGAAUUAUGUUUUUAGACAUUUUUAUAAAUUAAUAAUAAAUGAAAAGCUGAAAUGUCUUGAGUCAAUAAGUAUUCAAUCCCUUUUUUAUGGCAAGCCUAAAUAAGUUCAGGAGUAAGAAAUUUGCUUAUCAAGUCACAAGUUGCAUGGACUCACUCUGUGUGCAAUAAUAGUGUUUAACAUGAUUUUUUUGAAUGACAUACAAUUAUCUGUAAGGUCAAACAGUGAAUUUCAAACAGCGAUUCAACCACAAAGACCAGGUAGGUUUUCCAAUGCCUUGCAAAGAAGGGCACCUAUUGGUAUAUGGGGUAAAAAAACAUUGAAUAUCCCUUUGAGCAUGGUGAAGUUAUUAAUUACACUUUGGAUGGUGUAUCAAUAUACCAAGUCACUACAAAGAUACAGGCGUCCUUCCUAACUCAGUUGCCGGAGAGGAAGGAAACCACACAGGGUUUUCACCGUGAGGGCCAAUGGUGACAUUAAAACAGUUACAGAGUUUAAUGGCUGUGAAAGGAGGACUGAGGAUGGAUCAACAACAUUGUAGUUACUCCACAAUACUAACCUAAAUGACAGAGUGAAAAGAAGGAAGGCUGUACAGAAUAAAAAACAUGCAUCCUGUUUGCAACAAGGCACUAAAGUAAAACUGCAAAAACAGUGGCAAACAAAUGACUCUGUCCUGAAUACAAUGCUUUAUGUUUGGGGCAAAUCCAUAACUGCAUCAUGUUAUGGGUAUUGUCAUCUGCAAGGACUAGGGAGUUUUUUUGGAUAAAAAUAAACUGAAUAGAUCUAAGCACAGGCAAAAUCCUAGAGGAAAACCUGGUUCAGUCUGCUUUCCAACAGACACUGGGAGACAAAUUCACUUUUCAUCAGGACAAUAACCUAAAACACAAAGCCAAAUCUACACUGGAGUUGCUUACCAAGAAGACAGUAAAUGUUCCUGAGUGGCCGAGUCACAGUUUUGACUUAAAUCUACUUGAAAAUCUAUGGCAAGACCUGAAAAUGGCUGUCUAGCAAUGAUCAACAACCAAUGUGACAGAGCUUGAAGAAUUUAAAAAAUAAUAAUGUGCAAAUAUUGUACAAUCCAGGUGUGCAAAGCUCUUAGACUUACCCAGAAAGACUCACAGCUGUAAUCACUGCCAAAGGUGAUUCUAACGCGUUGAUUCAGGGGAGUGAAUACUUAUGUAAAUGAAAUAUUUAUAUAUUUCAUUUUCAAUACAUUUGCAAAAAUGUUUAAAAACAUGUUUUCACUUUGUCAUUAUGCGGUAUUGUGUGUAGAUGGGUGAGAAAACAAAUGCAUGUAAUAAAUGUUGAAUUCAGUCUGUAACACAACAAAAUAUGAAAUAAGUCAAGGGGUAUGAAUACUUUCUGAAGGCACUGUAUAUAAGCAGAUACAGACAGAUCGACAGACACACACCCUCUUUCUUACCCUCUCUCACAUACGCACACUUUCUCUCGCAUGCACACGCUCUCUCUUAAACACUCACACUCACACACACUGACUGUGACUGUGUGUGUUGCAGGUGGACAUUGAGAUCAAUGGGGAGCCAGUUUACCUGCAAAUGAAGCUGGGGGACAACGGAGAAGCUUUUUUUGUGGAGGAAAAUGAAGAUUUUGAGGUUUGUCCAAUAAAAAAUAUUUGGAGACAAUCUGAUCCUAUAGGUCUGUUCAUUAGUGGAGGAUAACCUCUUUUUGUAGACGUGUUAAGCUAAUAGGGAAGGUGACAUGACGUAGCCUGUUUUUGUUUGUUCUUUGGCUUUUUGACAAUGUACAAUGCCUAUCAUAAGCAUUCAUCCCCCUUGGAUUUCUUCACAUUUUGUUGUUACAAAGUGGGAUUAUAAUGUAUUUGUCAUUUUUGGUCAAUGAUCUACACAAAAUACUCUGUCAAAGUGGAAGACAAAUGAUCUAACAUUUGUUAAAGAUUUAAUGAAAAAUAAAACACUAAUAUACAUUGAUUAGAUAAGUAUUCACCCCCUUAGUCAAUACAUGUUAGAAACACCUUGGGCAGCAAUUACAGCUGUGAGUCUUAUUAGGUUGGCGCCUGGCGACUCCAAAGUGAGGUGUAAACCUCACCGCCAUUGGCAGUCCGACUGACAAAUCUGGGUUUGGCGGAUGCCAGGAGAACGCUACCUGACCCAAUGCAUAGUUCCAGCUGUAAAGUUUGGUGGAGGAGGAAUAAUGGUCUGGGGCUUUUUUUUCAUGGUUCGGGCUAGGCCCCUUAGUUCCAGUGAAAGGAAAUCUUAACGCUACAGCAUACAAUGACAUUCUAGGCGAUUCUGUGCUUCCAACUUUGUGGCAACAGUUUGGGGAAGGCCCUUUCCUGUUUCAGCAUGACAAUGCCCCCGUGCACAAAGCGAGGUACAUACAGAAAUGGUUUGUCGAGAUCGAUGUGGAAGAAGUUGACUGGCCUGCACAGAGCCCUGACCUCAACCCCAUCCAACACCUUUGGGAUGAAUUGGAACGCCGACUGCUACCCAUGCCUAAUCGCCCAACAUCAGUGCCCGAACUCACUAAUGCUCUUGUGGCUGAAUGGAAGCAAGUCCCCGCAGCAAAGCCUUCCCAGAAGAGUGGAGACUGUUAUAGCAGCAAAGGGGGGACCAACUCCAUAUUAAUGCCCAUGAUUUUGGAAUGAGAUGUUCGACGAGCAGGUGGCCACAUACAUUUGGUCAUGUAGUGUAUUUCAAUCCCACUUUGUCAUGCAACAAAAUGUGAAAGAAUCCAAGGGGGUGAAUACUUAUGAUACUCGCUGUAUGUGUAGCCUAGUACGUUAACACAACCCAUUUGUAUUUUAGUUGUGCCUUAAUUUUCUCCCCUUCAUCCCCAGUCCAGAGUGCCAGCCCACCUCUGCACGUCGCCCAUCCUCAUCGAGCUCCCGGAGGGGGCCGAGGAAACCUUCGAAGGCCCCCCCUGUUCCGGUAGCACACGCAGGAAAAAGCGGCGGCGCAAACGCAUACGCUCCGACUCCCACCUAAGAGAAGAUGGUAGCUCCUCGUCCGAUGAGAGGGAGAGAGAGCGGGAGCAGACGGAACAGGAGAGCCCUUCCAAAGAAGAGCCCACCACACCCAUGCUCGCCAGGUCAAUGUCAACUCCCGUUAAACAUUCAUUCUAUUGGUUAAGAAUGACUAUUCUAUCGGAUUCAUUGUGCCUGCCAAGCUAAAUCAAACACACCUCAAGUGUUAGGUGAAAAAGAUAUAUAUAUUUAACCCAGGUCCUAUUGUUAGAUAUAGCAUUCGGUAUAUGGCUUUGAAUGAUCAGCUUUAUGUUCUGAUAUAUCCUGUGGCUUGCUCUUUUGUCUCUCUAACAGUAAGUCUGUGUAUUUCUCGCUGUUUGAGGAACCGUAUGAAGAGUUGGGGGCCGUGCAGACCAGGGACGUACAUCCUCACUCAGAGGGAGAGUGGUCCCCAUCAGAGAGCAGGUCAGACAACUUACCAUCUAAGGCAUUGGUUUUCCACCGGUGUGAUUUAUUAUUUUAAACACUCACUUAGAAACGUGACUUGUGGAAUGCACAUGGAAUUUUGCCUUGGGAGCACCAGUGCUGCUCAGAUAAUACAUUGAAUGGCACACAUGGUUACAUCUGUGUUGUUGUUUCCAGUCAGGUGCACUCAGGCUGACAAACCGUUCAAACCUAAAGACCUAUUUUACCGAGGUAUAACAUAUUUCGGCUCGCUGAAGAGCGGUACUGAAUUGAGGAAAUGAAUGCGAGCCCCGCUGUUAUUGCCAGGAAGGCGAGGCUUCCGAGGGCGGGCUCUGCAUUGUAUUCUUUCUAGCGCAGUUUCGGCAGGACGCUCUUAAAAGGGUACACACAAAUUCAUCAUCAUAAGUAAGGAACUAUCUAUAUAGUUAAAAUAAUCCUGAUUUAAUCGAUAAACAUUUGUCAAAUAAUUUAUAAUUUGUAGUAUGGAUCAGAUGAGAUGGCCAUUACCACUAAAUCAAUUAAUAGGGACAUUUUAGGUGUGCAGUGUAAUUUUGUUAUCCCAUCGAGGUGUGCCACGGUUUAAAAAAAGGUUGGGAACCACGGCUCUAAGGGGCGGUUUCCUGGACACAGAUUAAAGGAAUAUUCCACACAAAACCACAAAUUACUAUACAGUGUUAAAUAACACAGAAACAUAUUUUUUGUGAAGAAAUGUUUCACUUUGUCGUUAUACAAAAAUAAUAGGGGUUGUCAUGAUUUCUUUAUGACUACCCCUUCCUAUGUCCCCCAUACAUACAUCUGUAAGUAUUGAAUUUCAAGCACAGAUCAAAGACAGAGACCAGGGAGCUUUUCGAAAGCCUCAUAAAGAAGGGCAGUGAUGGGUAACAAUAACAAAUCAGGCAUUGAAUAUCUAUUUUAAGCAUGGUCAAGUGAAUUUUUGCUGUGGGUGACGUAUUAUACCACCCAGACACAACAAAGAUAGUUGUCCCUCAGGAAAUGAGCUGCAGGACAGGAAGGAAACUGCUCAGGGUUGUCACCAUGAGGCCAUUGGCGCUUUUAAACAGCAACAGAGUUCAAUGGCUGUGUAUUCCAAAACAUGCUUCCUGUAUACAACAGGGCACUAAAGUAAUACUGCAAAGGAAUAAACAUUAUGUCCUAAAUGCAAAGCCUUAUGUUUGGGGCAUAUCCAACACAUCACUGAGUAACUGCCUCCUUAUUUUCAAGCAGGUUGUGGCUACAUGGUAUGGGUAUGCUUGACAUCGGCAAAGACUGAGACAUUUUUAGGAUAAAAAUAAACAAGAUGGAGCUAAGCACAGGCAAAAUCCUAGAGGAAAACCUGUUCAGUCUGCUUUACACCAGACACUGGUAGAUGAAUUCACCUUUCAGCAGGAAAAUAACUUACUAGCUAGCAUAGCUAGCCUUGUGUUGUAACGUUAGCAUAUCAAACAUGAACAUUUACCCCUCAUAUAAAUAUAAAAGUACAGUUUCAGUGUAUUAAAAUGACCUUAGAUCAAACCAGGCUUCAUUAUACUGUAUGAGGUAAACGCAAAAUUGCGACUGAAAACGUUGAUAAUACCCCUGGUGAGUUGAUCAGCUUCUUACUGCAUGCUUCUUGCUUGGACGGUGGCUCAAAGCAGCCAAGGGGGUAAAAAACACAAUUUCUUAACACUACAACUGCUAAAGCAGUCAUUUUGACUGCUCAUUAAGUUAUUUAUUUUAUUACUCUCCCAUUUUUAAAGUCAUGCCCCCCUCCCUCCUUGACAUUUCCUAAAUAAGUCUAUAUAACACACAGACGUUGAUAGAAUCGUAAUAUCACAAACAGACCUGGCGUUAUAACCAGUUUUAGGAGGGCAUGUCAUUAUUUGAAUGGUUUUCCCUCCUGUUGCCCCUCCUUCUCCAACAGUAGAACCUGCUCCGCUCAUUCUCCCGACAUUGGAAGGUGCCCAGUUGAUAAUUGCCUCGAAACUGAAUCUAAACUAUACCAAAACUAAUUUCACACAUAUAACAACAGAUAAAGUAAAGUAUGAUCGUGGAGAAUGGGUGAGUUGAUGAGCGAGGGGAAGCAAACUAUGCAUAAUUAUGUAAUCACUGAUUGUGAAUGAAGUACAGUGCGGGCCAUGUUAUUGUAUUGGUAUAUUCUAAUUAUUAUAAUCUCAAAAUGGUAUGUACCCUAUAUCAGUUCACCAAAUCCAAGCAGUCUUAUCAGACUACUCUGGCCUACUUGGAGUACACAGUGAGAAUGUGCGUAAUUUACAAUGGCAAGAAGACCAAGACGAAUGGAUGCACAUGCUGCGUUAGCGCUGCUACAAGAUCUGAAUGAAAACGACUCCGAUGGUGGGGAAGAAAUGAAUCAUGACAUCUCUGAUUAUAGUUUUUCUGAUUCUGAGACGCAGCCUAUACCUACACCUCCGAGGCCUAAGCGCAAAAAAGCCAGAACGAUACGCACUAAGCAGGUGGACGGCACCAUUUGGAUAGAAUAAGCCGGUGACAAUACUAUGGGUCAAUUAUCAGUACAAAAUGUAAUCACUGAGAGAGCAGGCCCUACAUCUCAAGCAAAAAAACAUCAGCAACGCACUCACCAGCUUUCGUUGUUUGUGACAUGGACAUGCUAUAGCACAUCAGGGCCUGUACUGUGGCUGAGGCACACAGGGAGCAAGGAGACACUGCCUGGGAACUGUCUGUUGAUGAGCUGGAAGCAUUCAUUUCAAUCCUGGAUGUCCGUGGAGCAUUCGGUGGAAAGAGUGUAUACCUGUAUAUGGAGAGCUUCUGGUCAGACAUGUAUGGGAUACAUUUCUUUGGAGAAACCAUGUCAUGGGAUGGCUUCAGAGUGAUCAUGCGUUACCUCAGUUUUGAUGACAAAGAACAGUUGAACAAAGAAUCGAUUGAACAGUUAAUUUUUUACAUGUAGCCUACAGUAACAUAAAGUAAUGAAAAUGCUGAAAAAAAAUCGUAUUCUAAUGUUACCUUCAUGAAUACAACCAAAUCAUUAUUUUAGCGAUAGCAUAUAUGAAAUGUAUUAAUUACACUGUUAGAAUGUUGCAGUCAGAAUGACUGCUCGUUAGCUUGAAGGGGGUCCCUAUUUCUCACGUUCGAGACGUGAGAAAUACAAGAAUCUCUGAAAUGUCUCAUUUAGGCUAAUCUGUGUCCAAGAAACCAUUCUCUUUUAUCGUCUCUGCAUCUGUCCCCCUCAUUCUCUCUCAAGUUGUUGAACUCUCUUUGUCCUUGUCACUCUCUUUCCUCCUGUCUUUCUCCCGCUCUCUUUAAAAUAGGAAAAGCACUCACACAUCUGAGGUUACUUGUUGCAGGUGCGUGGGAAUUAUUCGAUGAUAACUUAAUAGAAAAACAUUUACUUGCACACUGCGCUUGCCGGUAUCAGUUGUGUUUAUUUAGCUUAUGUAUGCAUGGUCGCCUUCAGAGCCUUUUUUAGAGCUUCUCUCUCUCUCUCUGUCUCUGUCUCGCUCUCUCUCUCUCUGUCUGUCUCUGUCUCGCUGUCUCUGUCAAUCAAUCAAUCAAUUUUAUUUUAUAUAGCCCUUCUUACAUCAGCUAAUAUCUCGAAGUGCUGUACAGAAACCCAGCCUAAAACCCCAAACAGCUAGUAAUGCAGGUGUAGAAGCACGUCUCUGUCUCGCUCUCUCUCUCUCUGUCUCUGUCUCGCUCUCUCUGUCUCGCUCUCUCUGUCUCGCUCUCUCUGUCUCUCUCUCUCUCUCUUUCCUUCUAUUAAUGAAGCCUCUGUGUCUCCUAUGUCUAGUGUGUUCUAUAGUCGUCCUUCCUCCCCCAAGAGUGACUCCGAGCUGCUGGUGAAGCCUCAGGAGUCCUCAGGGCCUCAGAUGCAGUGGAACUGGGGCGGCUUUCCCAAGGUAUGAUAUAACAGAGCAUACAGGUGUCAUAACGGGACAUACAGGUGUCAUAACAGGACAUACAGGUGUCAUAACAGGGCAUAUAGAGGCCAUAACAGGGCAUACAGGUGUCAUAAGUUGGUGUAGAAAGUUUGUACUGAAGAAAUUCAUAACCACACUACUUUGUUUUCCCUGCUCCCUCUAGAUGUGUUCGGCGGAGAGGGGGACGGUGGAGGUGCAGCGCGUCUCCCCCGGCAUCCACUGCUCGGACAGCUCCCACUUCCGCACCAUCCAGUGGCAGGACUCCUUCGACAUGGGCCAGGAGCCCGGUUUCAGCUGUGGCCGAGCGAACAGUAGCGUGACGGUAGUGGUCAGGCCCAAGCCCAGGACCGGACCAGCGGUCCAACCCACAGAGAGUUCCCCCAUAGACCUGGAGAGAACCUCUAAUGUGGCCCAAUCCACCCCAAAUCACCCCACCGCAGAGCCACUGACUUUAGCAUUGUUAGCGAUGGCUAGCAUAGACUCUCCCCAGGCUCCAGGGCAUACAAAAAAGCAGCCCCAAGUAGAGACCCUGCAGGCAGGGGAGGAGGUAGCCAAGGAGUCUGCAUCCAACCUGGAGCUGGAAGAGACAAGAACCGUUAUGGAUAACACAGUUAGCAUGGCUAAUGUAGGAAAUAUUGAUGGCCUAGCUAGCGAAGGAAGCAUAGGCGAUGUUGAAUGUGUAGCUAACACGGUUAGCCUAAUUGAAAACGACUGCAUGGACACACACAUCCCAUCCAAAAAAGGUAGCAAAGCCGGCACAACCAGCACAGAUAGGCUAGCUAGCAACAGCACAGCUACUUUAGCAAACACUGCUAGCUUAGCUAACACCACUAGCUUAGCCAAUGCAGCUAGUUUAGCCAGUGUAGCAGGUCCCAACAUUACCACAGAGUUUCUGGGUACCAUAGAACACCCAGACCAGUACAGUGCCUUACCAGAAACCAAUGGACAGGGGUUUGCAGAAGGAGUUGUGAGUGAGGGCGACAGCGGGAUCAAGCCCUGCACCGAGGGAGGGGAGGAGACGGAGAACAAAUCUGUUAUGAUGGACAGAGCCACAGAGAGCUCCCUGACCAAUCAGGCUGCAGAGAGUGUCGGCGUGACAGACAUGGGAGCCACUGAGGCUCUGGGUGAGGAGCAUUCUGGCUCAGCAGAUACGACAGGCAAAGCAGAGCACCAGGACAAGAAGAAAGGUGAGAACUCUGGGAGAAACAAAUCUACCCAUAAUCAAUUCCAAAUUAACGCCUAGUCUCACUCCCUAAACCCUAGGCACUUAUCCCUUAGAUCUGAGAGGAUUUGACGGGUAUAAGCAUUAUGUUAAUAGCUUCAAGAGGAUUUGUGUUGUUUUUGACCUAACUUUGAAUUGUAUGGUGGUUCUCUGUGCUCAGUCUCUGUGCUGUUUGAACACAGGUAAACGCAGUCAGCACCUGGGACCCUCCGACAUCUACCUGGACGACCUGUCUAACCUUGACCCAGAGGUGGCAGCUCUCUACUUCCCGCCUAAAGGGUAAAGGGCUCCUUGCUCUGAUUUCUUCCAUCCCUCCCUCCCACAAUGUAUUCAGUGUUCAUAAAUGAUAGGUGAGAGCAUAGGUUCCACCAUAGAGCUACUUAAAGUUAGAAUAGACAUGCUCUUAAUCCAUGAGUUUUUCAUGUCACUGUUUUUUUUUAUAUGAUGAUUUGGUUUUGGUAUCUCCCAUGGGUAAAUAUGAAUGGAGGUCAACAGGCAAUAGAUUUCAUAAUAUGCAGCCCAACAUAUGUCUCAAUAUGACCCAAGUUCCUAGUUGGCAUGCCUUUCCGCAAUCCACACUUACUCAGAGUCAAGGAUUACACACAUCGAUGAACUCUGUGUGGAUAAUGUAGAAGGAUGCAUUCCCUAAACUGAUCAUAAGAAAUGUUAUCUUAUCUGAGGCUUGACUUUGUCCUCACAAGGCAGGUCACACUGGUAAGGACUUACAUAAGAUAUCAGAGACUGUGUCGCAUUUCUGAGUGUUUUUCAAAGUUAGAAGUCUUAUUGAUCCCACAGUUAAAUACCAAUCGGAUCUCAGUCACUCGUUCUAUUUACAGUCAAUUCCUGGGCCUGUUUUCAUAAAGCGUCUGAGGUGCUGAUCUAUGGUCCAUUUGAACUUUUAGAUCACAAUGAACAAGAUCACAUGAACAGGGGGGACUCGAUCCUGGAUCAGCACUCCUACUCUGAGAAGCUUUAUGAAAAUGGCCCAUGAUAAAUGCAACAGCUUGGAACUAGUCUUUUCACCCAUUAUAAUUAUGAAAUAGUAGCGUUAGAUUAUGAAUUAUUUAUUUGGAAGCAGGUUCGGGGUCAAUUCCAUCUUAACUCAGGCAAUUCACUAAGUAAACUCAAAGGCAGAGUGGUAGAAGAUUUUCCCUCUCCUCUCCAUUUAGUGAGACAGAAGGGGGCUUGCGGCCGGGUGCAGAGCAAGGGUCUGGGUCUGGGUCUGGUAACCAGUCUCCCCAGUCGGUGGGCAGCGGGGCCAUGGACAGCGGCACAGAGUACCUGUCGGACUCCACCACCGACCACAUGGAUGUCAGCAUGUCCCUCUGCGGCCGCACCGGCCACACCAGCCAAAUCAACAAAGGUGUGUGUGUGUGAGAGAAAGCGAGCGAGAGAGAGGGAGAUAUUGGAAGUACUGUAUGUAUAUUUCUGUACAGCUGUGUAUGUCUCAUUGAAGUACACAUUUUCCUCACUGUUUGCUGCUCCUAAAGAUGGUAUUUCUCAAGCUAGUGAGCAAACAAUGAAGACAGUCCUUUUUAGAUGAAAUAAAUAUUAAGUAGGGGAUAAUCAAUGAGGGGCUAUGUGUUCUGUGGAACAUAAUGCAUGACGUGAAAGGUGUGUGCCACGACGCGCUAGCAGAGUUGCAUUAUUUUCCGGACAGUGUAAUUAUGACAUUAACACGUCAUGGUAUUUUGCGGAAGUUGUUGUCCCACGACUCCCGCAUAUCAACCAAUCAGCAUUCAGGAUCCAAACAACCCGUUUUAUAAUGGGAAAUAAUGCACGCUCUAGAAUGCCCUUCAAGCCAAUAAAAAAAAGAGAGUAUUCAACAAUGCCAUGGUACUCAUGGGUUGCACCACUGUCGCUCGGUCGUGUCGUUGCCAUUGUUAUCAACGUUCUACAGAUGUCCCAGCCACAUUGAUAUCCAAAAGUAGAACGAGGGCUAAUGACUUUGAAUGGGAGCUAUGACUGUUUCGCCUAAAUUACACUGUAAUGGCUUGGAAAUACGAUGACAUUGCUAAAGUAGGCAAAUAUUUAGUAGGUAACAGCUUUGCCAUCAUGUCGUCAAGUUUACUUUAGACAGAAGACAAUGUUGUCAUUAGCCAUCAAAGUCUGUCAAAAAAAGAUACAAAUGCUGACUUUAGCUAGCUAAAAUCCGGUGGUCUCUGCUCCAUCUAAGCAGGCUAGCUAGCUAACGUUAUACUGCAACUAAAGUCAAUCUGGCGACAUCAAAGUGAUGACACAAGGUUUUGCUACUAAUAAUUUACCCUUAGAAAUGGCAUCAGGUUUUUAAGCCACAGUAAUGCACUUUAGACCAUAUCUUUAUCAGCACCUAUUGAGGAUAUAUUGAAUAGAAUGUUCAGUUGGCCAUCUGUCCUAAAACAAACGUUCAAAACAAUAUUGUGACAAUGUGCAGCUCAUGAAUGACGUGUUAACUUAUGUUUUGUUUACCCAUUUGUAUUGAUGAAACUUUCUCUAUUGCCAUGUCCCUCUGUUCCAGAUAAGUUUAUGGAGCAAGUUGUGAACUACCAGGAUUUGGUGAGCAACCCUGGAAUCAUCGAAGAUCCAAAUCUGGUUAUCUGCAUCAACUCAAAGUAAGUUCCAUAUAUGGUAAUGAUAUACAAUACAUCUGAUCUUGUGGUUCUGCCAUUAUACUGUAAGAUUUGUAUAAGUCUCUGUCAGUUGACUAAUUGUGUUUUUUGGUGCUCUUUUAGGUAUUAUAACUGGGCAGUAGCUGCCCCUAUGGUCCUGUCAAUGCAAGUCUUUCAAAAGAAUCUACCAAAGGUAUAUCACGAUCUCUCACCAGCCUAAACCUACUCCAUUGUAAUACUUUUAAAUGUAUGGGUAUACCAGGGCACACUUCAGGGGUGCGUUCAGUUUGAUUCAACUUUUGCGUGACGGUUUGUACUGAAUGACACGUUUCCCCAAAACGGUGUGCAGCGUUCUUCAACAGCUUUUGAGGUACGUUUGCUCCCGUUUGGUGGGUGUGGCAAUGGUUGGCCCUAUGUUUUGGCUCGAUCAAUAUGGGUGUGACCAUUUAACAUAGUCCCGUGUGGCUCAGUUGGUAGAGCAUGGCUCUUGCAACGCCAGGGUUGUGGGUUCAAUUCCCACGGGGGACCAGUACGAAAAUGUAUGCACUCACUACUGUAAGUCGCUCUGGGUAAGAGCGUCUACUAAAUGAUUAAAAUGUAGUAAAACAACUGCAGCACACCAUUGUCGUGACAUGACUUUCAUUAUUGUGAUGACUAUUAUUUAUCUAAUAAUGACCUACUAUGUUUAGUUGUUACUAGAUUAAAAUUAAUCAUGUAACAAUUAACUCAUUAGGAAUUUGGGGCACCACGGGAAAAGUUGUUUAACAAGUUACCGUUUCCCGAAUUAACUCUAAAGAUAUCUAGAUAUCUCUUAACAGUCAUGUAUUAAUCAUUUUACCUCAUAUCAGUCUCAUUCUGAAAGUCAUAGGCUCUAAGUCGGCACGAACCCAGCUUUUACUGAUCAUUCCGUACCACACAAAUGUAUUUUAAUUAUUUAUUAACUAACUAUUUAAAAAUGAUAACAUAAGAUAUAAACACGUACACGGUAUAGGUAGGGAUUAGAAACUUAAUACAAUGAAAACGGGUCCCUAGCGGACUAACAUAAUAUGACACUUGUUACAAAAGAUGGCGAGUUAAAGGGAGCGAGAGAGAAAACACUUGGAUACACAUGGACCUAUGCUCACAGUAAUCCUAAUACUUUUCCCAGAACUGCUGCCUGUUUGGGAAGAAAAACAAUGCAUGUAUUUACGUGUUGGAGGUCUUCGUCGUGUAUCUUUGUUGGACCCAGGCCUUCGUGGGAAGGGGUCGAUUGGGCCUUCUCUUUCGGAUGGCCUUUUAGAUUUAACGCUCAGAUUGUCCACAAGAGGUCACAAUGUCCUUCUUCUUGGUUGUCUGUUUACUUUCACUCGUUCUGGAAGUGGUCUUCUGAGGACGGCUAAUCAGCCGUGUCGAUGAUCCCCUGUGGGGUGACGAGAGCAGUGUAGUAGAUAAUGACUUGAAGAGAGUAACACGAUGGUCCCACUUAAAUUCACCUUCUUAAAUACAGUACUUAGAACAGCUACUCAGCCGUAACAUUGAUUGUUAGAGAGGCAACUUUGUCGUCUCCACCUCGUGUUGAUUUUCAGGGUCGGGACCAUUAUGGACAAAAGCUGCAGCUUGAGGUCCAUCUAGUCUGAUCUGAUAAUUCUUUCGAUCUUUUAUGCACUCUGUUAAAGAGGGGCGUCAUACUGACACGCUCUCUGAGCUCCCUCGGGCGUGGCUAGUUACGAGGCAAACGUAUUAUCAUCACUAUGAUUUCGUUAGAAAGCUAAAAUCACAUUCCUAUCUUCACGAAAACAUUGUCUUCCUCCUUGAUAUUUUCUACACAACGUAAAGGAUGUAAAUCUGAAAUACACAGUGUAAAAGCUCUUCAAGUCACAAUGUUUUUGUUAUAACGCCUUUUACAGUGAGGGAAAAAAGUAUUUGAUCCCCUGCUGAUUUUGUACGUUUGCCCACUGACAAAGACAUGAUCAGUCUAUAAUUUUAAUGGUAGGUUUAUUUGAACAUUGAGAGACAGAAUAACAACAAAAAAAUCCAGAAAAACGCAUGUCAAAAAUGUUAUAAAUUGAUUAGCAUUUUAAUGAGGGAAAUAAGUAUUUGACCCCUCUGCAAAACAUUACUUAGUACUUGGUGGCAAAACCCUUGUUGGCAAUCACAGAGGUCAGACGUUUCUUGUAGUUGGCCACCAGGUUUGCACACAUCUCAGGAGGGAUUUUGUCCCACUCCUCUUUGCAGAUCUUCUCCAAGUAAUUAAGGUUUCAAGCCUGAUGUUUGGCAACUCGAACCUUCAGCUCCCUCCACAGAUUUUCUAUGGGAUUAAGGUCUGGAGACUGGCUAGGCCACUCCAGGACCUUAAUGUACCUCUUCUUGAGCCAAUCCUUUGUUGCCUUGGCCGUGUGUUUUGGAUCAUUGUCAUGCUGGAAUACCCAUCCACAACCCAUUUUCAAUGCCCUAGCUGAGGGAAGGAGGUUCUCACCCAAGAUUUGAUGGUACAUGGCCCCGUCCAUCGUCCCUUUGAUGCAGUGAAGUUGUCCUGUCCCCUUAGCAGAAAAACACCCCCAAAGCAUAAUGUUUCCACCUCCAUGUUUGACGGUGGGGAUGGUGUUCUUGGGGUCAUAGGCUGCAUUCCUCCUUCUCCAAACAUGGCGAGUUGAGUUGAUGCCAAAGAGCUCGAUUUUGGUCUCAUCUGACCACAACACUUUCACCCAGUUCUCCUCUGAAUCAUUCAGAUGUUUAUUGGCAAACUUCAGACGGGCCUGUAUAUGUGCUUUCUUGAGCAGGGGGACCUUGCGGGCGCUGCAGGAUUUCAGUCCUUCACGGCGUAGUGUGUUACCAAUUGUUUUCUUGGUGACUAUGCUCCCAGCUGCCUUGAGAUCAUUGACAAGAUCCUCCCGUGUAGUUCUGGGCUGAUUCCUCACCGUUCUCAUAAUCAUUACAACUCCACGAGGUGAGAUCUUGCAUGGAGCCCCAGGCCGAGAGAGAUUGACAGUUCUUUUGUGUUUCUUCCAUUUGCGAAUAAUCGCACCAACUGUUGUCACCUUCUCACCAAGCUGCUUUGCGAUGGUCUUGUAGCCCAUUCCAGCCUUGUGUAGGUCUACAAUUUUGUCCCUGACAUCCUUGGAGAGCUCUUUGGUCUUGGCCAUGGUGGAGAGUUUGGAAUCUGAUUGAUUGCUUCUGUGGACAGGUGUCUUUUAUACAGGUAACAAGCUGAGAUUAGGAGCACUCCCUUUAAGAGUGUGCGCCUAAUCUCAGCUCGUUACCUGUAUAAAAGACACCUGGGAGCCAGAAAUCUUUCUGAUUGAGAGGGGGUCAAAUACUUAUUUCCCUCAUUAAAAUGCAAAUCAAUUUAUUACAUUUUUUACAUUCGUUUUUCUGGAUUUUUUUGUUGUUAUUCUGUCUCACUGUUCAAAUAAACCUACCAUUAAAAUUAUAGACUGAUCAUUUCUUUGUCAGUGGGCAAACGUACAAAAUCAGCAGGGGAUCAAAUACUUUUUUCCCCCACUGUAUACCAUUUUUAUGACAUCACAAAAUAGACAUUAAUUUUCCAUAUUCCAUUUCUCAUCAUUCCCAACGUCUGGAUGUUGAAAUAUAUUGUCCCAAUGUUCAUUGUUGGAUGUUGAAGUUUUUGGGCGGCAAGAAGUCUCUGAAACAAAGGCCUUCCUUUCACCAUACUAGAAUGCCAGAGAUAGAUUCUCCUCCUCUCUAAUUUAUGGCAGUAUUAAGGUGUCAAGACCGGCAAAGCCCCCCUGUGGGUAGGAGGGUCUGGUUGUUGUCGGCCAUUUCCCAAGCUGAUGUGAGUCCUUUAAUCCUCACCCAGGGAGAGUCAUGACACCAUUCACAAAUGCCCUCUGGGCCACCAUAAUUACAACGUUCUUCAACUGGUCCUUCAAAACAGUACCGUUUCCAUUGAACUAAAUGUUGCACACCGUUCUGUCGUACUGAACGCACCCCAGGAGAAAGGGCCGAUAUUUGGGAAGCAGGGAAAGUGGUGGCAGGUGUGAUAUGACCUUUAACCUCGUGCUGUCUGUCUCUGUCUGUCUGUAGAGUGCCAUUGACCAGCUGGUGAAGGAUAAGAUGCCAAAAAAGUCUGGCCGCUGGUGGUUCUCCUGGAGGAGGAAGGACAUGGACACUAACCCAAACCAGGUAGCCUAUCACAGUAGACACGAAACUGAAAACUGCAAGGUACUAUCUGAAAUUGUCCCAUAAGAAACCAUUGUUUUUGUUUUCUGUUGCAAAAUGUUAUGCUACGGUGUGACCUAAUGAACACCCCAGCCGUUGCACAUACAGUAUUUGUCCCAGUCUAGCACCAGCACACCUUCAUUUCACAUUUUAGUUGGAUUGGAAUGUCAUGAAUCGUCAUCUUAUUGAAGGAUAAUGGGUAAAGAGCUGCUUAGCUUUAAUUUGUAACUAUAUUUUUCUCUGUCUGUCUUUACUACAGACUGGAGAGAAUUCCAAGCAGGACCAAGAGAAGGCACAAGCAGAGACUGAAGAAGCCUCAACCUCUGUUUCUGGUCCCUCAACAACGAUACUGUGAGUGAUCACACACAGACGCACAUUGUUCCACAUGCGGAACUCAAAUGCACGUUUUACCCAAAAGAGUUCCAUGAAAAUGUUUGAUUUUGGCCUUUUUGGUUUCUUUUGGAAAAAUUACUUGUGUAUUCCAUUAGCUACCUACCAUAUGGUGAGAAGUAAGACCAUGUGCUAAAAUCGUGCGUGUGUAUGUGUGACUGUCCAGGGCGACUCUCGAUGACCUGACUAGCGACGAGGAGACGGGCCUAGGCAGAGAGGGCAGCCUAUCAUCAGAGACCAUAGAGACCAGGACCACUGCCCAGUGUUUCAGCCAGAUGUACCGCAAGUCCCUACGCCUCACCUCCGAUCAGAUAGUAUGUCAUCACUGCCACACACACACACUACCACUACCUCAUGAUCCCUACCCUGUGGUAAUUUCCCUGCCCUCUCAGUAAGCCAUCUUAACCUUGUGAUUGUGUUGUGGUCAGGAGCGGUUGAACCUACGGGAGGGGGCCAACAAGGUUGUGUUCAGCGUGACCACUCAGUACCAGGGCACCUGUCGCUGCGAGGCCGCCAUCUACCUGUGGAACUGGGACGACCGCGUCGUCAUCUCAGACAUCGAUGGCACCAUCACCAAGUGAGCUGAAUGCUUUCACCAAGUGCUACUGAAUGCCUUUAGGGAUGGUUUAUCACGAUCAGAGCACAGUAUGAUGUGUGUGUGUGCACCCAAAUACAGUGGGGUCCGAAAUGAUUAACACCGUUGAUAAAGAUUAACAGUAAUGACUGUAUAAAUUAAAUAAUUAAAUACUGAGCUAUAUUGUAUGCUCCAAAAAAUUGGGAAAUUAUUUUAUACUAAUCAAUUGCUCAGAGAAAGAGAUUUUGUUUAACAAGUAAAAUAAACUAUUCUCAGAAAGGUAGUGGUCAUAAAAUAUUGACACUCCAAAAGAUUCUUAUAAAUAAAGUAGUUAUACUUAAUAUAAAAUGACUCAAGUGAAAGUCACCAGUAAAAUACUACUUGAGUAAAAGUCUAAAAGUAUCUGGUUUUAAAUGCACUUAAGUACAGUUGUGGGGAAAUUAUUCAAUUGUCAUACUUAAAAACAUUCAAUUCCUUAUAUUACGCAAACCAGACAGCACAAUUGUCAUUGUAUUUAUUUACGAACAGCCAGGGGCACACUCCAGCACUCCGACAUCAUUUACAAACGCAGUAUUUGUGUUUAGUGAGUCGCCAGAUCAGAGGCAGUAGGGAUGACAAGGCGUUAUAUUGAUAGGUGUGUGAACUAGACCAAAUUGCUAUCCUUCCUGAGCAUUUGAAAUGUAAUGAGUACUGUAAAGGAUUUUUACUUAGUUACUUUUGUGCAGACUGUCAGCUUUAAUUUGAGGGUAUUUUCAUCCGUAUCUGGUGAACCGUUUAGAAAUUACAGCACUUUUUGUACAUAGCCCCCCCAUUUUAGGGAACCAAAGUAUUUGGACAAAUUCACUUUAAUAUACAGGUAUGUGUAUUAAGAGUCAAACGUUUAGUAUUUGGUCCCAUAUUCCUAGCACGCAAUGACUACAUCAAGCUUGUGACUCUACAAACUUGUUGGAUGCAUUUGCAGUUUCUUUUGGCUGUGUUUCUGAUUAUUUUGUACCCAAUAGAAAUUAAUGGUAAAUAAUGUAUUGUGUCAUUUUGGAGUCACUGUUAUUGUAAAUAAGAAUAUAAUAUGUUUGUAAACACUUCUACAUUAAUGUGGAUGCUAACAUGAUUACGGAUAAUCCUGAAUAAAUCAUGAAUAAUGAUGAGUGAGAAAGUUAGAAGGUCAAAGAUCAUACCCCCAAGACAUGCUAUCCUCCGCUGUUAUUGGUAAUGGUGAGAGGUUAGCAUGUCUUGGGGGUAUGAUCUUUGACCUUCUAACUUUAUCACUCAUCAAAUAUCAUUUUAAUUGUCACAUGCUUACCUUCCCAACAAUGCAGAAUACAAUAAAGAAUAACAAAUAAAAAUAGGAAGAACAAAAGAGACACACAAGGAAUAAUUACACAAUGAGCAAUGAUAACAUGGCUAUAUACAUGGGGUGCCAGUACCGAGUCAAUGUGCAGGGGUAUGAGAAUUGAGGUGGAUAUGUAUGGGUAAAAUGACUAGGCAACAGGAUAGAUAAUAGACAGUAGCAGCAGUGUAUGUGAUGAGUGUGUGUGUGUGUUCGAGUGUAAGUACACUACAUGACCAAAAGUAUGUGGACACCUGCUCCUCGAACAUCUCAUUCCAAAAUCAUGGGCAUUAAUAUGGAGUUGGUCCCCCCUUUGCUGCUAUAACAGCCUCCACUCUUCUGGGAAGGCUUUCCACUUGAUGUUGGAACAUUGCUGCGGGGACUUGCUUCCAUUCAGACACGAGUUUAGUGAGGUCAGGCACUGAUGUUGGGCGAUUAGGGCUGGCUCGCAGUCGGCUUUCCAAUUAAUCUCAAAGGUGUUCGAUGGGGUUGAGGUCAGUGCUCUGUGCAGGCCAGUCAAGUUCUUCCACACCGAUCUCGACAAACAAUUUCUGUAUGGACCUUGCUUUGUGCAUGGGGGCAUUGUCAUGCUGAAAUAGGAAAGGGCCUUCCCCAAACUGUUGCCACAAAGUUGGAAGCACAGAAUAAUCUAGAAUUGAAUUUUAUGCUGUAUCGUGAAUAUUUCCCUUCACUGGAACUAAGAGGCCUAGCCCGAACCAUGAAAAACGGCCCUAGAUAAUGAUUCUUCCUCCACCAAACUUUACAGUUGGCACUAUGCAUUGGGGCAGGUACAAACCCAGAUUCGUCCGUCGGUCUGCCAGAUGGUGAAGCGUGAUUCAUCACUCCAGAGAACGCGUUUCCACUGCUCCAGAGUCCAAUGGCGGCGAGCUUUACACCACAGCCGAUGCCUGGCAUUGCACAUGGUGAUCUUAGGCUUGCUCGGCCAUGGAAACCCAUUUCAUGAAGCUCCUGAAGAACAAUUAUUGUGCUCACGUUGUUUCCAGGGGCAGUUUGGAAGUCUGUAGUGAGUGUUGCAACCGAGGACAGGCGAGUUUUACGUGCUACGCACUUCAACACUCGGCGGUCCCAUUCUGUGAGCUUGUGUGGCGUACCACUUCGCGGCUGAGCCGUCGUUUCCACUUCACAAUAACAGCACUUACAGAUGACCGGGGCAGCUCUAGCAGGUCCGAAAUUUGAUGAACUGACUUGUUGGAAAGAUGGCAUCCUAUGACGGUGGCACGUUGAAUGUCACUGAGCUCUUCAGUAAGGCCAUUCUACUGCUGAUGUUUGUCUAUGGAGAUUGCAUGGCUGAGUGCUUGAUUUUAUACACCUGUCAGCAACGGGUGUGGCUGAAAUAGCUGAAUCCACUAAUUUGAAGGGGUGUCCACAUACUUUUGUGUAUAUGUAUGUGUGUGUGUGUGUGUGUGUAUAUAGAAGCUGUUCAGGUGUCUUUUGGUCCCAGACUUAGCGCUCCGGUACCAUUUGCCGUGUGAUAGCAGAGAGAACAGUCUAUGACUUGGGUGGCUGGAGGCUUCAACAAGUUGUAGGGCCUUCCUCUGACACCGCCUGGUAUAGAGGUCCUGGAUGGCAGGAAGCUUGGCCCCAGUGAUGUACUGGGCCGUACGCACUACUCUCUGUAGCACCUUGCGGUCGGAUGCCGAGCAGUUGCCAUACCAAGCAGUGAUGCAGCCAGUCAAGAUGCUCUCAAUGGUGCAGCUGUAGACCUUUUUGAGGAUCUGAGGGCCCGUGCCAAAUCUUUUCAGCCUCCUGAGGGGCUUGCCCACAUUGAGAGAGUGGUUGUUAUCCUGGCACCACACUGCCAGGUCUCUGACCUCCUCCCUAUAGGCUGUCUCAUCGUCGUUGGUGAUCAGGCCCACCACCGUCGUGUCAUUGGCAAACAUGAUGAUGGUGUUGGAAUCUUGCGUGGCCACGCAGUCGUGGGUGAACAGGGACUACAGGAGGGGACUAAGCACACACCCCUUUGGUGCCCCCGUGCUGAGGGUCAGCGUGGCGGAAGUGUUGCCUUCCUUCACCACCUGGGUGCGUCCCGUCAGGAAGUCCAGGAUCCAGUUGUAGAGGGAGGUGUUCAGUCCCAGGGACCUUAACUUAGUGAUGAGCUUGGAGGGCACUAUGGUAAUGAACGCUGAGCUGCAGUCAAUGAACAGCAUUCUCACGUAGGAGUUCCUUUUGUCCAGGUGGUAAAGGGCAGUGUGGAGCGCAGUAGAGUUUGCAUAAUCUAUUGAUCUGUUUGGGCUGUAUGCAAAUUGGAGUGGGUCCAGGGUUUCUGGGAUGAUGGUGUUGAUGUGAGCCAUGACCAGCCUUUCAAAGCAUUUCAUGGCUACAGAUGUGAGUGCUACGGGGAGGUAGUCAUUUAGACAGGUUAUCUUGGCGUUCUUGGGCACAGGGACUAUGGUGGUCUGCUUGAAACAUGUAGGUAUUACAGACUGGGUCAGAGAUGUUGAAAAUAUAAGUGAAGACACAUGCCAGCUGGUCAUGCUCUGAGUACUAGUCCUGGUAAUCUGUCUGUCCCUGUGGCCUUGUGAAUGUUAACCUGUUUAAAGGUCUUACUAGCAUCGGCCUAGCGGUUAGGAGCAUUGGGCCAGUAACCAAGCCGCCUAGGUGAAAAAUGUGUCUGCCCUUGAACAAGUUAGUUGCUUUGGAUAAGAGCGUCUGCUAAAUGACAACAUUUUAAAAUGUAAAUUAUUCACGAUUCAUUCAGGAUGAUCCGUAAUCAUGAGCAAUUGUAUUAGUAUAAUAUAAUUUUCAAAUUUUGAGUAUACAAUAUAGCUCAGUAUUUAAAUUAUUUAUUUUUUACAGUAAUUUUUGCUCAUCUUUAUCAAGGUGUCAAUAAUUUCGAACCCCUGUGUAUAUGUGUGUGUGUGUGUGUGUGUGUGUGUUCAGUGAUUUACGAAGUCUCUGCUUACUCGUCAUAGGUCUGAUGCUCUGGGGCAUAUCCUACCUCAGCUGGGGAAAGACUGGACACACCAGGGCAUCGCCCGACUGUACCACAAAAUACACCAGUAAGUGCCUAUGCUCACACCAGGGUCAUGUUCAGUAGGGCACACCGUAGCAAAAUGUUUUGAAACGAAAAUGAGCAUUUCUUGUUGGACACAUUUUCUUCUGUUUGAUACAUAAAGAACAUGAAGCAGCCUAAAGAUCCCCUCCAUUUUACUUUUACUGUGCAUGCAUUGGUGCUGAAACACUUGUCGUGACCAAAAAUUGUGACAUUGUGACACUUCCUGGUCUGAAUACGCCAUGCUGAGCUUCUCAUUGGAAGCUGUUGAUAACUGACAAGAAUUUUCUAUAUUUCUCUCCCUAUAUUUCUCUCACGCUCUUUCUCUCUCCCUCCUAGGAACGGCUACAAGUUCCUGUACUGUUCGGCACGGGCCAUCGGCAUGGCCGACAUCACCAAGGGCUACCUGCAGUGGGUGAACGACAAAGGCACCGUCCUCCCCAAGGGCCCCGUGCUGCUGGCCCCCAGCAGUUUCUUCUCUGCCCUGCACAGAGAGGUGGUGGAGAAGAAGCCAGAGGUGUUUAAGAUCGCCUGCCUCACCGACAUCCGAGACCUGUUCAAUCCCCAGAGGCAGCCCUUCUACGCAGCCUUCGGUAACAGGACCAACGUAAGCCCCACACACACGUACAGUACUAACACAGGCCGUGUCUGAUUCCCCGACUUGCGUCCUAUGAGAAAUUAGGUAUGAGAAAUUAGGACGUUUUAUAGUAUUUGAAAUUGUGAAAAGGUUGUGUGCUUUAAAUGCCAGGAUGUCAUGCUCAUUUCGGCUUUUCAUCUAGUAUAAUUCACUAUUGAGGAAGACCCACGUGUCUUUGACCACAGCUGUAAUCAGCUGAUAAUCAGAUAAGGGGAUGGGCUGUUCCAAAAUGAACCAAUGGCGGGAAACAACAUGCACUUUAGAUUACGCAUUCUCAGUAUUGGUGAGCCUAGUAUGUUGACAGGGCUUGACAUUAACGCUUGUCCAGGACAAGUAAAACAAAUUGUUCAUUCAGACAACUUAAAUCUAUAUUCUGCUUGUCCAACAAGUAAAAAAAUCACAAUAUCAAACAAUUACUCCGAUCAGUUGAGCAUUGCUCUCCCAAUCUCUGCAUAGCGCAUUGUAGUAUAAUUAUUGUAACGCGUAUGUGCAAGUGGGCCGUUGCUCGAGGAGAGAGAGAGGGAGAGAGGAACAUUGCAGUAGUUAGCCUAUGAAAUCAUGAUAGACAACAGACAGCCAAUUCAAAACAUAUCGUGUAGUCUGGCAAAUUUAUUUAGGUAGUUAACUGUUUAGCUAUUUGCAUGUAUUAAUGUAAUUUGUUAUGUCCUAUGCCCUAAAAACAUUUCACCAGCACUUGUGAAUAACCGCAAAUGGCCGACACGCAUUGGAACGGGUGCAUUCAUAAAACCAAUGCAACAUAGCCUACUUCGGUUGUAAAACUGUCUCUCAAGUGCUCAAUAUCAGGAGUUGAGAAAAACAUCUGACACUGUUGGAAAACUGGGAUUCCCCUCAAUUCAAUAUUGGCCAUGUAAUUUUGACAACGUUAAAGAAUGUUCUUAGAAUAGCCUAAUUGACAAAUGGCUCCCAUGCUGUCAAUAGAUCUCUCCUGAAACCUGAAUUGAGAGACAUUUGUCAAAAGUUUGUCUUAAAGUGGCGGUGUGGAAUUUUGAGACAGGCUUGAAUGCAAAAAGGGUAGCCUACAUUUUUGUCUGAUUCUUUGUAUGGCAAUAAUAAUGAUGAUGAUUUUUAUUUUGUAAAGUGGUUCCUUUCAACAUACAAUACAAUUUUCAGUCACUUUUUUGGCCAAUGGUGUUACAGACCAUUUUCUAUUUUUGGAAAGGUGACUUGAGCUUUCGGACAAGUAAAAACUCUGUCUAAAAAAAGUUAAUGUCAAGCCCUGGUUGAUAUUUGUUGCUUACUGUGUGGCAGUUCGGGCACACACACACACACCGCCGACUCACUUUCUAUGUGUUUGGCCUGUGUUUCUAAAUCCAUUCCCUGGGAGAUGGAUUGAGGUGUUUCUAAUAUAUUUUCAAUCAAGUUUGAUUUGAGUGUUGUUGUUAUUUCAGGAUGCCUAUGCUUAUAAGAAGGUGGGUGUCCCUGACACCAGGAUCUUCACUGUGAACCCCAAGGGAGAGCUCAUUCAGGAGAAGACCAAAGGGAACAAGUCAUCGUAAGUGUACUACCCAACAGAGAAGAGUGACAGUGGUCAGUCCACUCCUCAUAAGUGCACUUUGGAUAACACAUGCAGUACAGUUUUCCAGUCCCAAUUCAAUUACAUUCUUUAAAAAAGAUUGCUCAUGAUAACUGCAUGCUCUGGUUUAGAGCAUGCUGUCAUGUCAGGUCCAAUUCGCUGAAUAUACAGUAUCAGUUGACUCCUGAUGAGUAAAACUGAAUUCAUAGAGCUGCAAAGCUGCGAUGGCUCCAGCACAUUAUGCUCUUGUGUGUUUUGUGUGUCACAGGUACACUCACCUCUGCGAGCUGGUGGAGCACUUCUUCCCUGAGAUCUCCAAGGAUGGGACGUCAUCCUCCUUCCACUGCCCUGAGUACAGCCACUUCUCCUACUGGAGAGAGCCCCUACCACCACUGGAC
Messenger RNA from Coregonus sp. 'balchen', 30219 nucleotides. NCBI's taxonomy places the organism in Eukaryota, Metazoa, Chordata, Actinopteri, Salmoniformes, Salmonidae. The record is from the annotation of a GenBank genome assembly.